Meleagris gallopavo (turkey) is the source of this 13477-nucleotide messenger RNA. NCBI's taxonomy places the organism in Eukaryota, Metazoa, Chordata, Aves, Galliformes, Phasianidae. The record is from RefSeq and is a predicted model, not a curated record.
AACUGGGACGUGCCUGGGGCUUGUUCCUGCCCUGGGCUUCCCUGCAGCGCAAGGGCUCUGAGGCCAUACAGGUCCCUCUGUGCUGAGGGCUCUUGGGUGAUCAGAGUGGAUAAGCAGGGUUAAGCCCCAAAUCUGGGGGUUCUCAGCCCAUUUCUUUGCUUUAGGAAGGCUACGAGGAUUGGAAGGGUUUCUGGGAGCUGUGGAGGGCUGGGUUUGGGGUCCAGCUGCCGGUCUCUGCUAGGGCAAGGGAAGAAGGAAGGGAGCCAACUGGGUUCUGCCCAGUGCGGUGCAGGGAGCAAACAGCAGCCUGCCAUGGCUCAGCUGCUCUUGUGAUGUAUUGCUUAAUACUUGGCAGGGAUUUGCCUAUUUAUUUAUGAUUUUGCUGCAAAGCACGUUGAUAUUCAGUGUUUUCAUAUAAACCUCAGCUCUUGAAGUCAUGGGAUUGUAGGAAAAGGCAAAUCUGCUGCAGAAGGUCAUAAGGUCUCACCUGGCUCGUGGCAGGUUCAUACAGUGGGAAAUUGAUGGUGGUAAAGCUCAGCUCGCUGAAGCGAAUGUGAAGACCAGCAGGCAAGCAGAGAGACCCCAAGAGUUUCCUGUGCUGUAGGGACACUUCUGUAUCUCUGCAUGUUUGGGGUUGCACAUGUGCUUUGCAUUUGGUGCAACCGCCCUCGGGGUAAAAAUAGAAGUUGCUUGCUCUGAAUGGUACCCUGCUGUAUUCUCAUGCCCACGCUUCCCCUUGGAGAUGGGGCAUAGGGGUUGCUGCAUUCCCAGGGCUGCUAUAAAACCCCAGCAGGGUUUGCAGUGUGUGGAUUUAUGCACCCCACAGGGCUGUUAGAGCAUCUCUUUUUCCCGAUGGGGACUGGUGGCUAUCUUCCCACUGCCCCUGCACCUCUCCUCUCACUUCAGGCUCCUGAUGGCUCUCAUGUAUUGAUAAUACUGAGAACUGCUGCUGUCUGGGGUAUUUAGGUGAUCCCAUUGCUGUGGAGUCAAAUACAUCCUGCAUUCCCCAUGCACAGUGCACAGUGCAACUCUUGUGCUUUGGAGCUACAGUGCGAUCCACCCUGAGGUGAACAGUGUAGGGCAGAGCAGAGCUGCAUAGAAGUAGAGAGGUGACUGGGUCUGGAGUUAUUUCUGCUGCUAUCAUCCUGAUUUUGUCAGUUGUAUGCUGGGCAUACACCAGGGGAUGGCUGUAGGCAUUGACAUGCAUCUUCCCUCAGCAGAUGCCAGGACCUCCUGCUCCAUGCGGCGAGGGGCUGGGUGCCAGGGCAAGGAAUGCCAAGCCUGCUGCAGGGCUCUGUCCCCGUGCUGCCCCAUGGUGAGGUCUCCGUGUCCUGGUGGCAUCCGUGGUGCCAAUGGCCGGAGCCGUGGUGCCCGUGCCCCAGCUCCUUGGAGUGCCGUCCCGUCUGUGCGGCUUCUGGAGCUGCUGCCCUCCUGCCUCUUUCUGGUGCAUGUUUACGGCUCGGAGGGAGCCGUCCUGCCCCAAUUCCCCAUGCACUCCUAAUUUCAUAUGUCCAUAUAUAUCCAUGCAGCAUUUGAUACAGGUUUUAUGGGCAUUUCCAUACAUUUUACAGACACAGCCAUUACAGAGACAGGUUUCACCUGAGAAACCUCAGGGGACCAGAGCACUGAAUCGCCUUAGUCUUGGCCUCAGAACAAGGCUCUCUUCUCUCUCUUGCCAGAGCUGCCGCUAUCAGCUCCGCAGAGGGCUUGGGGAUGGUGAGGGGCUGCCAAAGUCCUGCCCCGAGAGCUGUGACAUGGUCCCUCCUUCCACCCUGCUUCUUGCAGGGCUCUGCCCUGUGCCGUGCAGUUGGGGGCUGCCUUCCCUUGUCACCCUCUGCUCAGCCCCACAUGCAGGGGUAAGCAUGAACAGUACCUGGCCCUGCUUUGGGCUCCCGAUUCCACCAUCUUCACACCAUGCUGAUGAUGCAUCAAGGAAUUUUCCACUGUUUAUCAGUGGUCCCAUUUGCAAGGGAAACGCCUGCUCCCACUUGGGGCUGCCUCUGUCUGAUGCUAUGGGGACUGGUCCUCAUUGCCCCGCCAUCCCCAGCAUGGCCUCAGCUAUUCAUAGCGUCUCCCCUCACCCCUUUCAAAGGCUGCUAGAAGCCUGGGGUCCAUCCCACUCUGUUUUCUUGAGCAGGUCCCGAAAGCAGGAACCAUUUGUGGCUUCCCCGGCCAGCGCGUCUCUGCUUGGCCUCCAGCGAGUGUUAUUUUCUGUGCUGUUUACUGUUCUUCUGUGGGCUGUCAGGUUUCCGCACUGGGGAAAGGCUUGUAAAUUGGGGGGGAGGUGGCAGGUCCGCACGGAGGGGCUAUGGGCAGAGGGGGGGAUGGAGGAGCACAGACAUGGCCUUUAUCGCAGCCUAGGGGAUGUGUGGCUCAUAAAUCCGACCCAGGCAGAUAGGGGAUAAAUCAUCCCUGCUUGGGCAUUGGUGGUUACCCAUGGUUAGAAAUUAACUUUGUGUUGGAUGGGUCCCAGGCUGUGGGAUGGGAAGGGGAGGCUGCUCCGGGCAGUGUGCCUCCCGCCCAGCCCCGAGGCCAGGCUGCAGCCGGAGAGCGGGUGCCCAGUGCCUGCCCUGGCCAGCAGGGCCGCUGGGUGCAAUUAAACUGAGCUGAUGAAGCAAGCGGAUGCUGCGGCCGAAUCUGAAGUGCGGGCGAUGCCCUGGCACCUGCAGCAAGCUGGCCGUGCUCUGGAGCUCUGGUGUCUGGCUGUGGCUGCUGCACCAAGCUCGGGGAAUGGGGAAGCACUGUCUGCCAGCCAGGGCCGGGCAAAGCUGUGGCUUUGCAGACCAUGCGCCAUGUGGAUGUGCGAUCUCUGGUCCUUGUGUUUCUGCAGUGUUUUACAUCAGCCUGAAUAAGACUUUAUUCAGUGUUUCCGAGAGCUGGAACUUGGGCAUCUCCUGCUGUAUGUGCCGUGCUCUCCCCUCCCUCUGCGCCCUGGGACUGGACACCAUCAUGCUGGGCUCCUCGGAUGUGCAGAGCCCUUUUGUUUGCUAGAUGAACAACCGGAUGCCCAACAGGAGUCCUAGGGGAACCCUCCCCCUAGGAGAAGAACUCAUCGCUUGUCCCGUGACAACCAAGUUGCUCUAUGCAUCCUUGGGGUCAGAUCUUUCCCAGGGUGAGCCCCGCUUUGGGGCAGGGAGGCAGCUGAGGGUCAAGGCGGUGUUGUCCAGUCAGAGCCUCAUGAUGGUCGGAUGUCAUCUGGGCACCUCCACAACCUUCGUCUCCUGCAGCCCAGCGUAUAGGGCACUGUGGUCAGGCCCAUUUAUAAAGCUGGUAAAUAUAUCGGCAGGGAUUGUGUCCCCUCCAAAGGUCAAUAUUUGUGCAGAGUUUAAUUUUAACUUAACAAGAAGUUGUUUGCAGAGGCUGCCCUGUUUGUGAGUGUGUGUAUGUGCUUCCCCACUGAUCGAUGCUCACAGGGUGCAAGCAGUGUGCGUGCGUGCGUGCACCCAUGUGCCAGGUACUGAGGGCUGGCAGUGGGUGCCUGCUCCCCCGAAUGCUGCGGGCUGAGGGAUGCAGGCCAGCGCCAUGCGGUCCAGAGGACACGGAUGCCAUGGGGACAGGGUCUGCUGCUGAGGCUAUAAAUGCAACCCACAGACCUCUGGUGGAGGUGACAGCGGGCAAAAUGUGCCCCGUGUGACUCUGCACAGCAGCACAUAGGGACAGAGGCUUCCCAGACUGUUCUGACCAGUGCCAUGUGCUUGCUGCAGCUGCCCCUGCUCUUUCCCUCACUAUCCCCUCAUGAGCCCCUGUGGGUUUUGUGGCUCUCACUCAUUUUCUGGCAACGUGCAGCUCCAAGCUGAGCGCAUCGGUCAGGCUUUGUGCAGUGCUUGGGCUCCCAGUGCUGUCCCCUGGCUGCUCCCAUGCUCCAAAGAAUGUCAUGGUGCUUUUCCAGCACCACUGCCAAACCAGUUCCAUCCCUCUCUGGCUGAGCUUCCACCUUGCCAAGCAGGGUAAUCUGGCACCACAGGCACACCUGUGCCUGACUGAAGCUGGUGGCAAUUUGGAGAGAUUCAGAGGCAGAUGUCCUGGUGUCUUGGUGCUCUGUCUUUCUGCUCCUCCAGCCAAAAUCCAGUGUCACGGGGCUGGCCACAUGUCCCCAGCUUUAUCCCCGCCAGGGCUGGGGACAGGCAUAUAGCCCCUUCGGAUGCAGGUUCUCAUGGGUACCUGCAGAGCAUCUCUGCCUGACUCUGAUACUCACUCUCAGCCCAUCUGCAGGAAAAUGGGAGAACAGCAAUAGGCAUGGCCGGGGCAGAUCUGCGAGCCACAGCUGGGAUGAGAGCUGCGCACCCAUGGUCCUUCAAGGCUACCUCACUUAGGGCAGGAGGGGGGCACAUGGCUGGGAGAAGUAGGGCUGGGAGGGAGCUGCCAGGGCUCCGUGUUUUGCAGCCCGCCUUUGUGGGCAAUGAGGUUUGGUUUGCGUCUUUCAGCUCUUUUCCUCUUCCUCGCCAGGCCCUGGGGCUGCUGACCUCAAAGGGAAAGCAGGCUGCGAGGGACAGCAUUGGGGCCGGGCAGGGGUAAACACGGGGCUGAAGCUGGCCAGGCAGUGGGUGACGGGGUGAGGUCAUGCCGUGACGUCAGCUCUGUGGCUUUGGGGACAGCCGUGGUUAGGCUGCCUGAGGAGGGGCAGCUUGUUUUCCUGCAGCUCUGCCGCUUGCUCCCGGUGUCCGUCUAACUUAUAAAGUUUAAUGGCCAGUUUAAAAGGUUCCUGCCAUGGGCACCUUGUUGCCAGUUUUAGGUUUUUAAUUGGGAAACUUUCCCCUCUGUGGUUGCAGUGGAAGGACUCAGGUCCGCUCGGGGCCGGUAAUCGGGAUGUGCGGGUGCUGAGGAGACGGUCUAGAGGGCUCUAUUCCCAUCAGCGGUGUCAGUGGGACAUGCAUAGCAUGAGGGGUGAGCUGCAGGAGACCCGUGCCCCUCCCACUGUCCACACACCUUGUGGAAUACAUUCAGCAACCUGCUCCUGAUCGGUGCUGGGGCACAUGUUUCUGCAGGAGCAUCUUCAUCCCAUGGCCCUUGGGAGAUGCUAGGAGUCCUCGUGCCCUUCUACAAGUCCAUCUCUGUUUUCCUGUGCUACGUGCAGGUGGCCAGAGCAAGGCAGCAGUCCCACUGUGCAGGCUGUGAGCCCAUGCCGUGAGCAUCCCAGCUCCUAAGUGGGUCUGGGGCAGUUCUGACUGGGGCUGCUGGGAGCUGCAUGGCAAAGCAGGCAAAGAGUGUGCACCUUAUAGAUUGAACUCCCUCUGGGUGGGCACCCGGAGCACAAUCUAUAAAUAACAUGCGGAGCACUGCUCUGGAGAAGCAGAGGAGUGGCCUUGGUUUACCAGCACAUUUGUACCAUGGCUUUCAAGCGGUUCCCCUGUGUGUCCCUGCCAGCUGCUGGCACAUCUGCACCCUGGGGGCUGUGGGGUGUGCCGACAGAAGGUGGGCUGCUCUCAGCUCCAGCGCACCCAGUGCGGUGCCACGUGGGCACGGAGCUGGUGCUGGAGCCCCAGAGCAGCCCUGCCUUUGCCAGGCCUAUAAUUGAUUCCUGUUCUCCUGCUUGGGCUGUAAAUGUGCUGGCAUCCACUGAAGAGAUGUGUUUUGUGUGUUUUGAGAUGGUCGGAGAGGCUCGCAUCCUAAGCUUCUGGAGGCAGGGGGUUUGAGGGGACCUUGGCCACACUGUUUUGGGGCUGCUGAUAAGUAAUCCUACACUGAACAAAAAGGAAGUAGAAAAAUGUAGAAUGGAAAUGGCAAGGCUUUUAAAAAAGGAUGGGCAAACCCAUCAGUGCAAGGCAUUGCUGCAUGGAGCAGGCAAGGGCUGGAGUGUGGGGAUGAGAGCAGAGUACACAGAGCCUUAGCACAGCAGGCACCAAGGUGGACGAAUGGAGGAGCAGGAGGAAACGUCCGUGCAGCAGGAGGAAGAGAGCCUGGCAGCACUCCAGGCAUGCUGCCGGGCUGGGUGUGAUUUCCUCUUCGCCAUGCAUGAAGAGCUGGCCAGCAUCCCUACUCUGGGUGAGCAUGGAGCAGAGCAAUGCUGCUGUCACAGAGUUCAGAAUUUGGGUUCCAUAGUCUUUGACAGUAUGGCAGCCACGAGAGCUGUGGGAAGUGGCUGGGAGCAUCCUGCACCCUGCCCCAGCCCUGCCAGAGCUGCUCAGCUUCCAAAGAUAAACUUCAUGGGGCAGAGAUAGAUGGGGAUGUGGUCCCUCUGUGUCCCUGCAGCCCUGCUGGGACCUCAUCUCUUUCUCAAGAGGGGACACUCCUGACAGGGUGUUUUAUUUGCAGCAGGUGCCUGAAAUCCAACCCACUGCCCUGCGCUCCUUCCCCUCACCUGGGGAUGAACCCGGGCGGGGGCACGGCUGCACGGGGUCAGACCCCUAUGGACUCCCCCUGGCCAGGGUUGUCCCCAUGUAACACCAAUGAACUGCUCCUGCUGUGGGCAACAAGCGUGUAAUGCCUGAUUUCACAGCACCAGCGUGCCGGGCUUGCUUGUGGCAAUGAUCUUCUUUCCUGGCCAACUCCGACCUGCAGCCCAAGGACACUUGUCACCUCCGAUAUGGGUACCACGAUGUCCUCAGCCAGCCCUCCUUUCCGCAACUGUUCUCUCCCAGUGCCACUUCCUGCUCAUCCCCCUGCACCCUGCACUGCUGGCUGAGCUCAUUCAGCUCUGACCGGGCUUACAGCAUGGAAUGCAGAGCUGCCGCUGGCUGUCCUCCAGCCUAAACAUCCCCACCCCAUGGUGCGACACGAGCUGAUAAUGCAGCAGGUAUCUCGUGCCCAGCCUGCGACCUACGGGCGCACGGCCUUGGAGGCUGUCACUUAUCUCCUCCGUGUGCGCACGCUGUCUCUCGUCCCCAAGCAAUGUUCUCAGUGUCUCUGGUUUUUGCUCUGGGCCAAACCCACACGCACAUUGCCCGAGACCGACUCCGAACAGGCUCCUUUGAUGAGCAGGGCUUAAAUAUAUAUUUGGCAUUCCAGCGGCAGCGUGCCGAGCGUGGCCUGGGGUGUGAAAGUGUUUGCUUGACAAACGCCGGAGGCUCUCGCCUCUCUGCCGGCCCUGGGGACUCACAGGAGAGGAAUGUCAAGGAAUUUUUCACCUCUCUCUUUUUAUUUUGUUUUUAUUUUGUUUUCCUUCUGAGGGCACAUUUGUAAUGCUGGUGAUUGGCAGUCCCAAAGCUUGAGCUCCCCUCCUUCCCUGGGUUGGGGAUGGGUGGGAUCUCCAUCCCCAGUGCCCAUGCAGUAAGGGGUCUGUGGCGCUGGGCUGCAGAGCCAGGACGGUUCUGCAUGGGGAGGAUGAAGAAGGCAGUGCAUCUCCUGCUGUCCAGGUGCGGCAGCCUGCACCCCAGCUGUAAAUGGGGAGGGAGUCCUGUGGCACCUGAUUUGGUUUCAGAGCUCAUGUCUUCGGUGCAUGCUGGAGCAGGUCGAGAUCCCAGACAGCUCUUGGGGAGGGGGUAGGGGACUGAGUCUGUGUGUUCCCAGCUGUCCCUGUCGUAAUCCCUCCUGAAAGAGAAUCCUCUACUCUGCUUCAUCCCUGUUCAUCUGCCAGCAGUGCACCCUGGCCCUAAAUCACCCCCUGCAUCCAGCCUGAUGGGCGCUCCCACCCAUUGGGAUGCUGGGGUCUUUGGGGCUAAGAUUUGGAUAAGGGAGGAAGGCAGAACAGGGGUGAGGGCCUGGGGGACUAUGAAGAAGGGGGGUUGUCCCCAGGGCUUGGCUUGGGCUCUCCAAGAUUUCCUUCCCUGCUUGCUGAAGAAUCACUGGCUUGUCUGGCAGAGCGCAGGCCCAUGGAUUUCCUGGGCAGUGAGCCCCUUUCAUGUGGCCGCUCGCAAACUCUCAUGACAUCACUAGGGGCUGCUCCUCCUGGAGACAAACCCAGUGCUUUUUAGGGCUUUGCCACCCCAUGCCCCAGCCUGUGUGUUUUGGCCAGGGGGGACCCGGGGAACCGCAUCCAAGAACGUCUGCUCUGGCACGGAGACGGCACGGGGCCACGGUCAGGGGGAGAGCAGCGCGUCCCCUGCUGAAUAAACAUGGGCUGGCCAGGCUGGAGGGGGCUUUUCCAAGCUGGACCACACCCCGGGGGGCUAUUUUUGCCAUGAAUGAAGGGGCUGUGUGCUCGCCAGGCAGCCUAGCCUCCUGCCACUGCUGCUGUGCUGAGAGCAAGCCUGACACUCAAUCUGCUGCCUGGCCAAGACCCAACAUCUGUGCUAAGCAGCUGGGCACUGCCCGUGGGACAGCUGGGCAUCACAGGGACACCUGGGCACUGCCACAGGUGCUCUGCUCAGGUGGACAUCUGGGCACUAGGGGAAAAACUAGGCACCAUGGGGGUACCUGGGCAUGGGCACAGGUGCCUGCAGGGACACUGGCCACCAGACUCACCUGGUCACCACCCAGAAGGGACAUCUGCAUCACCAGGGCACUGGUGAUGAAGGGGAUGUGUGCCUCUGCAUUCUCUGGGCAAAGUGGUAUCAUGCCAGGGAUGGUGCUGGCUGCAGGAAAUGGGAAACAUGGGCUGUCACCAGCAAGGGGAGGUGACACUGACUCAGUGGUGGUGCCAGCAGUGGUGCCAGUGCUUCUGGGGCAUGUCAUACCCUGUAUUUCCAACCCACUCUGCCAGCAAGAUGCCAGUGUCAGCUCAGAGAUUAGCCCUGCUGUCCCUUCUGCAUUUCCUGCUGCAGUUUCGGGUGAGAAUGGGACAAUGUCUCAGGGGCUGCCCCACUGGCCGGGUGCGCCCAUGCCAGGAAGGAACUGCAAAGCCACCAGGGAGGAGCAGCUCAGCCUGGUCCUGAGUGCACCCAGAUUUCCCCCAGAGCUCCUAAUCUCACUUGGCUCAGCCCCAGGCUUCUUCUGCUUCGAGUCUUGGUGGCACAGCUAAUCCCCAGUUAGCUCAGGAUCACACUAGGUGCAGCAUCCCCCCACCACUCUCAGGCUUUGCUUUCCUAGGGGCUGCUCUGCCCAUCCUCUGCUGCUGGCAUGGCACAGUCACCAUUUGUCCCCUCCCUGCCCCAUGUUCUCACUUCUCAGCCAGCAUCACUGCCCCAGGGGAGCCAUGAGUGUUUGUUCCCAUGAGCUUGUCUGUGCUGGGUGGAGCUGGGGCACAGCAUCCCACUCGCCACUGUCCCUUAUUGCCACGUGGCACCCAUGUGAUUCAUCAGGUGUGGCUUUGUUUCCGUCACCCCACUUUGCAGGAAGUUUCUUGGCCAGCCCCCUAGGUGCCCUGAGCAAUAACAAGCCAGGAUGAGCUGGCCGACCUUCCUGAGAAACCCUACAAUAACAAACUGGCGCUAUGUGUCCAGCUUUCCUGGAUGGACAAUAAUAAACCAGCAUGAGCUGGCAUGCCUCGUAGCGCAACCCUGCAAUAAUGGAGCUGGGUGAUGUGUCCACCCUACACAGUGGCAAGCUGGCAUGAGCCACCCAGCUCCCUUGCCAAGAGGGGUCCCCAGGAAAAACUGGAUGCUGGGCUCAGGGCUGGCACAUGCCUGCAGCCAGCAUGGAGCUGGGUGUGCCACAGCAGCCCCCUUGUCCCUGGUGCAACUGUGCCAUCGCCUCGCCAACUCUCCUUUCCCCUGGAUUGGUCUCUGGGACCUGGAAGAGCAGCAGGAGGGCAGGGCAGGGCAGGACCCCGGCAUCCCCGCUACCGUGCAGCAGCACAAUGCGCUGCAUGCUGUAAUCCAACCCACGGGAACAGCACAAGGGGAAAAGAAAAGAGUAUUGAGCAGCGGGCCGCUGCGGUCACCGGGCUGCAUAGACUGCUGGUUGUUAAGCGGGUGCCUCGCUUGCAAAGGCCGCCUUGAUGAAGUGUGAGACGGCACUUACGGAGGGACGCGGGCAGGCAUUCUCGCUCCAUCUUCCGCUCACAGUGCCGCUCUUUAUGCGCCUGACAUUUGCUUGCUGGAAAGGCCUUGAAAGUAGGGGGAAAGGAAAACAUCACCAGCAGCAGGGCCAUGAGCAUUGCCGGGAGGAGUGUGGGGCCGUGCCAGGCUGUGCCGCGCCAAUCCGUGCCAGGCUGUGCCUCUUGGCCACUCUGGCUUUGCCGCCUGCAGUUCCCUGGGGUGACCCCAUCACCUCUAUCACCUCUCUCAGCUCCGGGCUGCCUUCUCCAGUCGGCACAGCCGCUUCCUGCCAGGUGUGUGCAGUGCUGGCUCCGUGCCGGGGAAGCCCUGGCCAUCCUACCCUUCCUGCACCGUGCCAGCACCUCUCCUGGCUGCUGCUGCUGCAUGCCUGCAUGGGAUGAGGUGUUGGGGACAUUGCAGGGUCAAAGCUUGGGCACAUCCCUCUGCUGUCCUUACCCUUGAUCCCAACCAGAAGGCAGCAGCUCAAAUGUGUCCUCCCACAGGUAGGACCCUUUGCUGGUGGCACAGACCUGUGCUCUUCUCUGCUAGUCCCAGGAUGAAUCCCUGAGCUGUUGGCAACACAAACCCUGUGAUGGGGGAGGGUGGCAGCAGCCAAGCCAUGAGGCACAGCAACGCCCCAGCAAUGAAGCCAUUCUCUUUCCCACCACAGGCUGCUUGCUGCAGUAUUGCCAGGCUUUGCUAUGUCAGUUCAGUGCCAGCUGCCAUGCUCAUCGUGCUCUCAGGCCACUGCUCCACCACGCCGCUUCUGCAGAUCUGCCGUUGGGGCCAACCCAGGGAAGCCUUCCACCCCCCCACCCGGCACACACCCCUUGGCUCCUGGCCCCUGUAGGAAUUAUUAAGUGUGCCCCUGUGGAGCAUGUGCUGAGGCUGGCCACGGGAAUGUGGGCAGAUCUGACAUACAAGCCACAGCAGCCAGGCUGUAAUUUCCAAACAGGCCCUGUUCGCUCUGUUUUCCAGUUAAAAAUAUAUUAAAAAAUAGGAAUGUGGGGUUUGCAGUGAAGAAUGUUGGUAACCGCUUCGAACGUCUGGUGUGAUAAUGAAAGGGUCAGUCCCCAGCUUUGAGCGCGACCGAUUUAGACUCUGGUGCUUGGCACAAGCACAGGGGCCCAGCACGCUCCCUCCAUCCUGCAGCCCUGUGCCAGGGGAUGGUGAUGCUGCUUCUCCCAUGGGUGACACGGCCAAGGGAACAUCCAAAGUCCCAUCUCUUACGGGCCCUUGAAAAGGGAGUGUGGGCAGGGAUGGGUGAAGGCAGGGCGAUGGAGAUGAAUGCUGUGUCUGGGCUGCAUCUCCUUGUGAGCUGUCCUUGCUGAGCACAGGUGCUGUGCCCUAGCCCCCCCUUCCCGGGCAGCCCCCCCAGCUUGGCUAAUCGCAGUGUUCAGGCUGUGCUACUGAGCAUCCCGUGCCGGUGCCGCAGCCUUGAGCAGCUUCUGAUACUGGGACAUGGCGUUUGGCCUUGCGAGCAGGUAGUCAUAACAUGGGGUGACCCCCCCUGCCAACUCUCCAGGCACCGCGGUGGGGGAACCUGGCCGGCACUUCUUGUGUCCCAGUUCCCACAGAGAAGUAAUCAGAGAAAAACAAAAGGCUCCAGCAGCCAGGGCUGAAGCCAUACUGGGGACAACAGACUGGCUGCAGCAGGGUUUGGCUCAGCGAUGUACUGAAGCCAUGGGGCAAGUAGAAAGGAGAUGUCACCCACAGCCACAUCUUGUCACUCUACCUGCCCCUCUGGGGAGACCUUCUUGUCCCUCAUAUCCUCCGGGGCCAUCAGGUGGCCACUGGCUGGCACAGCACACUCUGCUCCCUGCUGAGUCACAGCUCUAUGGGGAAACUCUUCCAGCUCUGCUCAUAAACCCAUUGAUUUCCUUUCGGGUCCAUGCCUAGCAGCCUCCCAUCCCAUCCUGCCCAAUGGCUCAGAGCUGCCUGCUGACUCCCAGAUUCCAGCCCAGGCUUUCAGCAGCCUCUUCCCAGGGCCACGGGCCCUGUACCUGCAGCCCUGUCUGCUCCCAGGGAUCGCAGGGUGGCAGGGUACAGCAGCAGGGUGCUGGCACUGGCACCAAGUGGCUGUGCAGGGACUCCCCUGCCCCACCAAGGGCACUGACCCGCACAGUGCUAUCUGGUACACUUUGCUUACUCUCCUGCCGUUCCUGGCUUUCCUGGGAGCUGCUGUUUGCUUUUCUCUGAAUUAUGACUCCAGUUCGUGCCUUUGAUCUAGGCUGUGUCGGCCACCCAAUGCCAGCCCCUCUGCUGCCUUUGAAGUACAGUCAAUCCCCUUCCCAGCACUGGACACCACUUUUGCAGCCUCAGGAGCAACACUGGCCUUGGGGGGCUGAGACAUCCAGUGUAAGAGCUCCCAGGGAUAUCCAAGGCAUCCCUCAUCCUCCCCUGGAUGUCAUGCUGUGCCAGCGUUGCACAAAGCCCGGAGGUGGCAACGCAGGGUGGUGAGCAGCCCCAAGGAUGCUGUAGGGCUCGGACCGGAGCACUGCUGUCUCCUUUGGCAGUGGGCAGGGACACAGAUGCCAGCGAAAAAGCAGAUCCCAAUGGCGUGUCUGUCCUGCAGCUAAGAGGUUUUCCACACUUUCUCCUCUAGCAGGAAGGCUGAAAGCUGCAGAGAAGGUGCCCUUCUGGACACUAUCACUGCCCUCCCUUCCCAGCACAGAGUGCCGAGGGUCUUUGCCUGUCCUCUCUGCCCUUGGGAUGCUGUCCCAGGCUCUGGGCUCUGGCCUUGAGUGGGUCUGAGUGUCCCCAUCCCCUCCCCGCUUCCCCAUCUUGGGGAGGAAUCAGCCUUAUCUGUUACACUUUGUUCUCCUGCUGUCUGGGUGUGGAGCCGAGCAGAGGUUACUGCCGGACCUUUGACACACACACAUACAUGGAGACACAGACAGCCCCACGUGCAUCCGUAGCUACACUCAUCACACAUGCACACACCUGCACGUGUGUACAGCUGCACAUCACUCAGAAACCCCCCUCAGAUACAUUUCCCCAGCCCUGCACGCACACCUCCUUUCCUGCACUCCUUCAUAGCCGUUGUGCCCUAGGCAUCCUCCAAGGUCCCUGCACAUGUUGACACAGCCCUUAAGCUGAGAGCAGCAUCCCUCAGAGGGCACGGGCAUGAGGGGGACUUCUGUGCAUCAGCACUGGAUGUGGUUUAUGCUGCUUGUGCAGGCAUUGCUGCAGGAGACUGUGACAAGGCAGGGGCUCCUUGCACCCACAGUGUGCCUGGGGUCCUGCCCAUGCCCAAAGCUUUUGUUCCUUAUCAGCAUGCUUCCACACUGCUUCUGCUGGGGAAGCCACAGCCCUUCCCAUGCGAUCUUAUCUUCAGCAGUUCAUGAAUGACAUGCGAGUAGCUGCCCUGACCUCUGCCAUCUUUCUCCUAACGGGAAGGCAGAGCAGGUGUGCAGCAGGGUGUGUGUGUGUGUGUGUGUGCGUGCCCAUGUGAGCAUGUGCAUGCACAACUAGGGAGCAUCUGCAUCCCUGCAAGUGGUGGUGCAGCAUCAGGGCAGAACCAUGCUGUGGUCUCCACGGUGAAGCACAGAGUCCUGCAUGUGGGCACACACAGCCCCUUCCCUGCUGUCCAGCACAAGGCAGGGUGGUCUGGCAGGAGCUGGCUGCUCCUGGGGCUGUUCCAGACCCUGAUGCUGGCAGUGGGGUGACUGUCUCUGACCUCU